Messenger RNA from Solanum pennellii, 1329 nucleotides. RefSeq names its product aspartic proteinase nepenthesin-1-like. The coding region runs from base 1 to 1329 and encodes 442 amino acids. Gene Ontology annotation, molecular function: aspartic-type endopeptidase activity. Lineage: Eukaryota; Viridiplantae; Streptophyta; Magnoliopsida; Solanales; Solanaceae. The record is from RefSeq and is a predicted model, not a curated record. The transcript has a single exon. Gene Ontology annotation, biological process: proteolysis.
AUGUCUCUUGAUCCAUCUAAGCUUUCGGAUCCUCCAAUGCCAUCCUAUGCUUUUACUAUUUACCAUCGCGAUGUAUUUGAAAAGUCAAAGUUCAAGAACUAUGACUCGUUACUUGAAAAUAGGCUUGCUCGAUGUGAGGAUAGAGCAAAUUAUAUCGCUUCAAUUCUUGAUGACAACAACAAUGUCGAAGAAGGUGCAAAUUAUAGUAUCCGCGAAAAGGUUCCAAAAUCAACAAGUAUUUAUUUUGCACAUGGUGAGUAUGUUGCGUCUUUUUUGCUAGGCAGUAACGAAGUCAAGACUUUAUUACAAAUAGACACAGGUAGUGAUUUAGUCUGGUGGCAAUGUGGACCAUGUGAGGCAAAUAAGUGUUACAAGCAAGUUGAUCCUUUAUAUUUCCCUACAAAUUCGAAAACAUAUCGAAAAAUCGAUUGUAAGUUACAUAGUUCAAGAUGUUUAGAUAAUGUGGACAAAACUUAUAAAUGUAAUUCUUAUAAUAAUGAGUGUAACUACAAUAUUAGAUUUAUAAGUGGACAAAGAUCAAAGGGUUUUAUGAGUGAUGAUGUGAUUACUUUUGCUUUAGACCAUCUACCCAUUAGGGUUACAUUUGGAUGUGGUAAAGAUCAAAUGGGUCGAGCCAAUUUUAGUGGUUACUAUUCUGGGAUGGUUGGUCUUGGACGAAAAGUAAAUGUUGGUUCAUAUUCAUUACCAUCACAAUUCGGGUCAGAUUUAAUGUCCAUAUGUCUACCCGGAUUUUAUUCGGGUAAGUCAUCUACUCUUAGUUUCCACACCGCCACGUGGCCAAGGACAACAUCGGCAGAAUUAUUACAAAAUAAAAAAUUUCCUUUAUUUUACUAUGUCAAUCUUUAUAAAGUUUUUAUUAACGAUAAAGAAAUUCCGGUCCACCCAUCAUGGUGGACUUUUACAAAAGGUGGUGGUGGUGGAGUCCUUGUGGAUACAGGAACAACUAUUACUCGAUUUCCUAAGGAUUUGUAUACCGUAUUUCGUUAUACAUUCUUAAGUGAAAUAAAAGAUAUACCUCUGGUUAAAGGUCCGUCGAAGAUUCUAGACACAUGUUUUAAAGAGGAUCCAAGUGGACGAGAGUUGUACUUUCCCGUUGUGAAGUUGUACUUUGGCGGUGUAAACCCUAAUAACAUGUUGUUAUUGGCAAAAGAUAGAGUUAUGGUACACUUACAAGGACAUUAUUGUUUGGGUUUCAUGGGGUGGAAUAGAUCUCAUUCAAUAAUAGGAAGUAAUCAACUUCAAGGUAUAGGAUUAACUUUUGAUACAUCACAAAAUACUUUGUCAUUUGAUUUAGAUGCAUGUAGUUGA